Molecule: messenger RNA, 1227 nt
Organism: Cuscuta campestris
Lineage: Eukaryota; Viridiplantae; Streptophyta; Magnoliopsida; Solanales; Convolvulaceae
Source: the annotation of a GenBank genome assembly
AACAAGAAAAAUAAUUAAAUUGAAGAAAAUUAUAAAAAUAAAUUGUAGGUGCACUAUAAGUGUGUCUUAAAUAUAACUUGCAAUUAGCAUUUUUUUUAUUUUUUAAAAAAACAGAUUAUAAUUAUACAUUCUUAAAUAUUUUAAAAACAAGUUUUUUUUUUAAAACCCAGGUGAAAUGAAUAAUGGAAUCUUGUAAGCUUAGGAUGGAAACUAGCAUAAUUUGGGGAAUUUAUGCCUGCUCAUUCGUGGAUUUACAUCAAGGUGGUAGGUGUAAGAAUAUGUGAGGGUGCCAGAGUUUUCACAAUGGUAAACAACUGUAAGGAGACGAUAUGGCCGGCGGUGACCCCCGGCCAGAGCUUCAACGGCGGGGGGUUCACUCUGAAACCCGGCCAGUCGUUAGUCUUCACCGCUCCCGUGGCAUGGAGCGGCCGAAUCUGGGCCCGAACCGGGUGCAAGUUCGACAAGUCGGGCAACGGCACCUGCCAGACCGGCAGCUGCGGGACGUCCCUGAAGUGCGGGGCCUCCGGCGCGACCCCGGUCACGCUAGCCGAAUUCACCCUCGCGUCCCCGGACUUCUACGACGUGAGCCUCGUCGACGGGUUCAACAUCCCCGUGACGGUGAAGCCGCUGAACGGGAAGGGGAACUGCAGCGUGGCCGGGUGCGUCGCCGACCUGCGCCCGAACUGCCCGUCGGAGCUCGCGGUCAGAGGGGCCGGGGGGAAGACGGUCGCCUGCCGGAGCGCGUGCGACGUGUUCGACACCGACGAGUACUGCUGCAAGGGCAUUUAUGGAAACCCGACGACUUGCCAGCCGACGUACUACUCGAAGAAGUUCAAGCAGUCUUGCCCUAAAGCUUAUAGCUAUGCAUAUGAUGACCCUUCGAGUAUUUUCACUUGCUCUGGGACUGAUUAUGUUGUUUCUUUCUGCACUUCCAAGACGGGAAGGGUAUGUACGUACCACGAACACAAUGUCCGUUGCAGUGGAUCAAAUGGGUUGAGAGCAUUCUUCGAAGGAUUCUUCAUUAUCCUUGCAGCUAAUAUAUGGAACAUUAUUCUUUAGAAUUGAGGAAAAAUUGCAUGCCAACAUUUUUAAACAUUUUAGAUUUUACAUAAAUAUAACUCCAGAUUGCAUAAUUAUUAGUGAAAUUUGCACAUUUCUUAAUUCCCAAUGUAGUACUUAAGCUUUAUUAUUCGUUAAACAGUACUUGAAUAAUGUCUAGUUGUAGAA